AUGUCUUGCGAUCUGUACAUGAAGCAAAAACGGCUGAACUUCCAAGGCCCCGAGAUGAAGCGUAAACGCGCGGUACAACUAACAGAAGUACCACAGCAUAUCAAACCGGUCAAUGGAAUCACCAGAAAGGAAAUUCAAGAAGCUAAGGGCAGCGAAAAGCGAACCAGAAUGGAUGAUAAUCAGCUUACCAGCAGACUCUUGGAGCUUUUCGAGAAACACCAGUACUACACGCUCAAAGAUUUGUGCGAUAUUACAAAGCAGCCCACUGCCUUUUUGAAGGAAAAGUUAAAAGAAAUCGCUGUUUACAAUUCAAGGGCGACGCAAAGAAACAUGUGGGAGUUGAAGCCCGAAUAUCGGAAUUACGAUUGA
Molecule: messenger RNA, 369 nt
Organism: Oikopleura dioica
Lineage: Eukaryota; Metazoa; Chordata; Appendicularia; Copelata; Oikopleuridae
Source: the annotation of a GenBank genome assembly